UGUGGACUUGACAACCAAUCUGGCAACCUUAGUAAAAUUCCAUUUGCAAGCUAAAUAAAAAUUACAUUGAAAAUACAUCAGAUUGCAAUAGGCCAGGCGAAUUCCUAACGCGAAAUGUUGCAAGGUAGCCAGAUCAUUUGGAGGGACUAACUGAACGAGGACAUUCUUGCGGAAGUUCUGCCCUGCGGAAGAGCUAGAGGUAUCCGAUAUCCGAGAACUAGCAGGAGCAGAAAAUCAGCAGCCACAGCCGGAGGAACCUUCCCUAGUUCCGCGAGAACGGAUCUGGGGAUUCCCCCGCCGGCUUAGAUGGCCAUGCACUCUUACAUGCGCCAAGGAUCAGGCACUGAGGGGGGAGGACCCGCGGGUGCUACCCCACCGGACGAGAUGAACGGAUUCCUCAAGGAUAAGCAGGCAUGGGAGCACGCCAUAUCCAUGUACCAGGGUCCAGACCCACUGGACCACUGGUACAAUUACAUAUGCUGGUACGAGAACCAUGAGCACAGCGAUCCCCAGGUGAAGUAUCGCGAAACUCUGGAGCGAUGUCUCACGGAGUAUGAGCACAACGAGUACUACCGCCAGGAUAUACGUCUGGUGCGUCUCUGGCUUAAGUACAUAGCCAUGCAGACGGAUCCGUUGCACUUCUACCAGGUUCUGUAUCAACGCGGAACUGGACGCACAGUGGCUGCCUUCUAUAUUGGCUGGGCUACCUAUUACGAGUCCCGCGAGGAGUUUAAGGACGCAGAGGCUGUCUACAAUCUGGCCUUCCAGGAGAAGGCGGAGACCACCGCUGAGCUGCAGCAUGCCCACAGCAAGUUUACAUAUGCAAGAUCCCUUUACUAUCAACGCCAACAGCAGCAGCAGCAACUACAGCAGCAGCAAGCACAACAGCCUGAUCCUCUGCAGCAGCUAGCUAACUACACACAGCAUCAGAUGCCUCAGGGUUAUGCCCAACCUCGCUCCCAGCCAUAUCAGCAGCAUAUCUACCAGCAAUAUCAUCCCCAGCAGCAGCAGCACCCAGUACCCCAGCAGCAACAUCCAUCGCCACAGCAAGUGCAUCCAGCGGCACCUCAACAGCAUCCCACGGCACCACAAUCGCAUCCUGCGGCACCACAGUUGCAGUCAGCGGCACCCCAACCGCAUCCAGCGGUACCACAGCAGCAUGCAGCGCCACAACAUCAGCAUCCAGCUGUCCAGCCUCAACAUCCAGCUGUCCAGCCUCAACAUCCAGCUGUCCAGCCUCAACAUCCAGCUCCGCAGCUCCAGCAUCAGCCUCAAGAACAACAGUUGGCCUACCAGGCGCAUUACCAGCAACAAGCACGCUUUGAACAGCAUCCCCAGCCAGCGCCAGCCCCGGCACAUGUGCAGCAACAACAGCCAGCUCAUCCGCAAUAUGCGCCCGUGGCGGAGCCCCACUACGCACCAAACCAACAGCAACAACAGCAACACCAACCGUACCAGCCACCAUCUCAACAGAAUUCGCCGCAAGCCCAGACGCAUCAGCAUUCACAGCCACAGCAUGAAGUCGUCAGAAAUGGAAACGGUAAUCUGAACCCAGAGCCCCCUGAACAAACUCCGCCCAAGACUAGCGACAUAGCUGGGUUGCGUUUGCCGCGCAAUUUUUACGCCUACGGUCGCAACAACCAUGAAACCUGGAAGCCGGCUCUGACGCUUGAGGAGCCGGACGACCCAACGCGAGUGUGUCGCUACGCGAAGAAUCUGGUGUAUCCUCCAGGAGCUGGAAUAGAGUACAGUCCCGAGGAAAUACUGGCGCGCAAAUACAAACAGGUGAUGGAGCAGAAGGCCGAGAUGGCGGAACAGCGGCAACAGGAAGCACAGCAAACCCUGUACGAUUCCUACGAAUCCGAGCCGUCGUACUACAUGACUGCUGUUGAUGGGGCUCUGUACGGACACAAGAACAAUAGCGGUCAGGAAAAUGCUGGCGAGGAGGACGAGGAAAACGAAGGCGAGGAUGAGGCUAAUGAGGAAGGGGAGGAGGACGAGGAGUCCGAAGAGGAGGACGAAGAAGAGGAGGAGGAGGAAGAAGAAGAGCCUAGCGAACCUUACACCAAUGGGGUGCAGUUUAGCGCCCAAACGACCUUCGAGCAGGAGAACCGCUCCAUAAAGAUCAAGUUCAAGAAGGAGCCCAGCAACAGCUACAGUGCCUAUACCAUAGAAAACGUCUACCAGCAACAGCAGCAUCAGCAGCAGCAGGAACAGACGAAGGAGCACCCACAUCUGAAUCAGCAGAUAAACCACAGUCAACCUCCGCCGGAGCCGGCGCCCAUUUCACCCAUUCCCGUCCAGAGGCAUCGCAACGGUAGUCACCAUCACUUCCACCCGUAUAUGCUGGGUGGCCAGACUUCCACGCCCAAGAGUGAGGCCAAUGGCUAUCGCAGGGCCCGCACCAAAGUCAAGCACAGCUCCUUCCAUCCGGACCUGUGCAGCAACAGUAAUUCCGCUUCCUCGGCCACUGAUGUGGUCACUGCCAGCGCUACAAACACGUCUGCAGCUGCUCCCGGAGCCAGCUUCAACGACAACGCCAACUUUUCGUUCUCCAGUGCCAGUGCUCUGGACAAUUCCAACAGCUCCCUGGCCUUGGCUGUCGAUCGACUUAACUUCCGCGAUUCCUCACAAAAUCCCAUCAACAAAACCCUCCAAACGCACAACAACAACAAUAGCACCAGCAACAACAACAACGGGAACAGUACCCUAGCGGAUUUCUCCACAUUCCAGGAGAACUCGUACUUUGCCACCCAACACGAUACGGAGGCUCAGGAGAGGCGACUAUCGAAAGCCCUAGAAACCAUUUCCCGUCACCUGGCCAAGGAGGCCAUCGAUCCGUUCAACAGUGAACUCUGUCGCGCCUUCCUGACCAAGGUGGACUUCCCAGGCGACCAGGACGACCACGCUAGCUAUAAAAUUGUGCAAACGGCCCUACCAAAAAUUUCCAAUAACCGUCCACUGAACGUUCUCGAGGGCGUAACCUUCAGCAUCGACAAGGAGGUGGGUCGUGGUUCAUAUGGAUCGGUUUACAAGGCCACUGAUUCGCGGACUGGCAAUGUGGUGGCCCUCAAGUACCAGAAGCCCCCAAAUACCUGGGAGAUAUACAUUUGUGAUCAGGUGCUGAAACGCAUCAAGGAGCCCGACGUCCUACCCGGACUAAUGGACAUUUCCACAGCGAUCAUCGCUCCAAAUGCCAGCUUGAUAGCCACCGAGUUCUCUCGGUUCGGGUCUCUGCUGGACAUCAACAACAAGAUCCGUCAGGCCACAACCAAAGUGAUGCACGAGUCGCUGGUGAUGCACUUUUCGGCGCAAAUCUGCAACAUCGUGGACCACCUGCAUCGCCAGAAGAUCAUCCAUGCCGACAUCAAGCCGGACAACUUCCUCCUGAUGAAAGUCCCCGAUGUGAACAGUCCCCUGCCGUCGCUCCGGUUGAUCGACUUUGGAUGCGCCAUCGACAUGUCGCUGUUUCCCGAUGCCGAGCGCACCAAGUUCCGUAAAGUGAUACAAACCGAUGGCUUCACCUGCAUCGAGAUGCAGGAGGGUCGCAGCUGGUCCUACGAAACGGAUCUGUUUUGCAUUGCGGCCACGGUGCACGUGAUGCUAUUCGGCGACUACAUGCAGCCGCUGAAGCGCGGCUCCUCCUGGGAGAUACGGCAAAAGCUACCGCGCUACCUCAAGAAGCACGUAUGGAAUAAGUUCUUCGGCGACCUGCUCAACAUGCAGCCCGACAAGCUGCCCCAGCUGCAGGACAUGCGUAGUGUCUUCGAGGAGGAGGCUUACCGCAUGGACUCCGAACUGCAGAAGCAGAUACGCACGCUCUCCAACAUCCUGCAUCGACGAUAACCAAUCUAUACGCCUAUUUCUUCCUUAUCCUAUUUGUACCAUCUAGUUUCUACCGAAGCUAGUGCGCUCCUGACCAAGUCACCAUUUAGUUUGUUUAAACGUCCCCCUCCCCCCUGUGGGCUGUUAUUUGUACAAAAUAUCCAUGAAAAACAAAGCCGGGGCGAAUGUCCUUUUUGCCUCUUGGCCCUUAUACUAUUUAUCCCUAAGUUAGGCGCUACAAAAUUUGCCUAUUUUAAAUAUUUAAACCCUCUUAUUGUAUUUAUUGUUUCAAUGCCAAAAAGAAAAGGAAAUCGAGAACCUGGAAAGCUGAGGAAUUUUAACUUCUUUGUAAAUACUAGGCACAGACUCCACGAAGGAUGUUUCUGAAAAUGAGUUUGUAUAAAAAAAAAAAGGAAAACCAAACUUGCAUCUAAAGUGUAAUUUUUUAUGUACAGAAAACAAAAGCAAAAACACAAAAUUAAAGGCAAUGUGUAAAAAAUUAAAGAAACGUAUCGUACGUAUAAUUUAAGAUUGAAACAUUCGAUCUUCUGUACUAUUGAAUAAUAUAUAUAUAUAAUUCUUAAAAUGAUAGUAAAUAAAUUGACGAAAUGUUAACACAA
Messenger RNA from Drosophila bipectinata, 4445 nucleotides. It is a transcript of the gene Bub1, whose product is annotated as Bub1 kinase. Gene Ontology annotation, cellular component: nucleus. Gene Ontology annotation, molecular function: ATP binding; protein kinase activity. NCBI's taxonomy places the organism in Eukaryota, Metazoa, Arthropoda, Insecta, Diptera, Drosophilidae. Gene Ontology annotation, biological process: mitotic spindle assembly checkpoint signaling; meiotic sister chromatid cohesion, centromeric; protein phosphorylation. The record is from RefSeq and is a predicted model, not a curated record.